AUGUUCAAUGUCAUAUUUGUGGCCGUAAUCACUGGACCACUAAAUGUUGGUACUUUCCAGGAUAGGGAAAUUUUAGAAAUUAUUGAAAGAUUGCAAAACAAUGAUAAAAAUACUUUGGAAACAUUUGGUUUAGAUGAUGACAAAAUUUUACUUAAGGUUGUUGAGAAAUUGAGCUUGGAGAAAGACGCGGUAAAGAAUGAGGACGGAAUUGCAAAUGCGAAUCCAAAAAUGACAAUUGGGAAAUGUCCUUUUCCAAAAUCCAAAACCCCAACUAAACCAAAAUCUGUUCAGAAAACAGGAAUUGAGUGGUUUGAAAUCAUAGAGCCUUGCACCAAGGAAGAAAUCUAUGUAAAUAUGUUUACAGGCGAGUGUGUUUGGCAUCCACCAGCUGGAGCAUUAAUAAAAAAAUCUGAUGACACUCUUUGGUGGGAAAUUUUUGACCCAAACACUUCUCGCUUUUAUUACUACAACUCCAAAAGUCAGAAGACAAUGUGGCAGAAACCACAAAACAGUGAUGUGCUAUCCUUAUCAAAGCUUCAAGCUUUGAAACAGACUAUUAGUGAUACAGGUUGUGGUGAAGCUAAGAAGGAAUCUACUGCAACACAAACUACUACUAAAAUCAGCGCAAAAAAUCUUCAAAAAAAUCCCAUGUAUCAAAAGUGUGUUUCAACCCAAACAACACCAUCAAGUACUAGUCCAAGAAAUGAAAAAAUUCGACAUGGUUAUUCAUCCUUGUCAGAGCAUACUCUUUCAACGUAUUCUUACGACUCUGGGUGUUCUGGAGAUUCGAGUAUGGCUUCUCACAGUCACAGUUCAUUGGACAGCACAAACUACUGCUUUAAAAAAUUGGAGUUUUGUUCUGCUGAAAGUGUGGAUUCAACUUAUUUUCAAGAUCAGAACGUAUUGCAACCUCGCGUUUCUUGGCAAGAAUCAAAGCAAUGGGAAAAAAGAAAUACCAGCAUGGAUUUCAAGAAAGUGCCUUCUUCCGGAUCGGCACAAAGACCCAUGCUGAGUAACCUUGUGCCGGUUUGGCAGCAACAUUCUUUUGAAGGUUGGCGUGCCCCUUCAAGAACACCACCGAAGCAGCACAGCUUCGACUCCACCACUGCUACCAGGAGACACAUGUCGCAGCAGUUUUUCCAUACCAAAGGCAAAAGCUGCACCAACUUCAACAAUGUUGCCGAGCAGAAGAAGAGGUCCACUCCUCAGCAUUACAGAAAAGUUCACUCGAAGAACUCCCUGUCGUUUGAUUUGGAUCAAAUAAAACAUGCGUCCGGCUACACCCAUGAGAAUAAUUCUUCUUAUCGUCCGGAAGCUGUUGGAACACCUCUCGCGAGCAGAAGACAGUGGCUUGUUCGCAGUGCUCAGAAAUCGCAAAACGGGUUUCAUAAAUCCGAGAAUAUUGCUUCCAGCCCACAAAAUCCAUUGAUGCCCUUGGAAAAUUUGCAGUCCUUUAAAAGAAGCAAGGUCAAUGUCCACAUACCAAAAUAUGAACAUAAUGCCGUAUCUUAUAAGCAGCAGUCGUUGGACUUGCCAUUGAAUUGCUAUAAUACUCGUAAUGUUCAGAGAAAAGAAGAUAGGUACAUCCCUGAACUUAUACUCCCUCUGCCUAAACCGGUACAGCAUAAGACCAAGAUCUCGCCAGAUUUCAAAUUUGAUUCAUACUCUAAGCCUCUUUCCAGACAGCGAUAUUACAAUUCUUGCAAGCACAUUUAUGAAAAUGAUAUAAUAUGUACAACACCUGAAUAUAAUAUGCCAUGUUGUUACCAAGCUGAAAAUUACUUAUCCCCUCUGCAACAAUAUCUAAUGGAGCAAGCACAGAUAUCAGGCAAACUGACAGACUACAACGAUGAUAAAGAUUCCUUCUCGCAAAGUGAUGACUCUGAUGGUGCAAGAGAUGAUGAAGACCAUUUUGCUGAUGACGAGGGCAUGAGCCAUCAUGAUUCCUCAUCGUUAGAGUACCUUGACAAUUAUAGGUUCUUUGAAGGAGAUUAUGAGGAGCUUUUUUACCACCCACCAACUUUGCAUUCAUCUUACAGGAAAGGGAAAUCAGAUCUACAGUUAUCUUGCUCAAAGCCACUCAAUGGGCGUUCAGACCCACCAUUGUCUUCACCCGUUUUUUGCCACAGAGAUUCAAGUCAGCACCUGUUGCCAUCAUAUUAUGAUUCCAUUUGUGACAGAAGCGAUGAACACUUAGAAAGCAACACUGCUGAAGAAGAAGAAGAGGAGGAGAAAUCUUCAAAUGGUGAUAUUCAAAAAUAUGCUGAAGACAAUUUGAAUCGUCACACUAAGGGAAUAUUUCGUAAGAAAUUUUCCCUGCAAGAUAUGUUGUCUUGGUCCAAAGAUCCCAUUCGAAAACCAAUGAUAAUGACUACUGACAAAUCUUUGAAAAAAGAUGCCUGUGAAGUUUUCAAAUUGAUUCAAACCUAUAUGUUAGAUCACAAAGCCAAAAGUGGUCAAACGUACGAAGCUGUGGUUCUUGACAUUGCAACCAGAGGUUGGAACAAACCUGCGUUAAGAGAUGAGCUUUACAUUCAGAUUUGUAGACAAACCACUGAAAAUCCUAAAAGAGAAAGCUUGGUGUUAGGCUGGGAGCUAAUGGCAGUGUGCUUGACCUUUUUUCCGCCUUCUUCAAAAUUCCAACCAUACUUGGAAGGCUACAUUAAAAAACAUCAAAGUAGCAGUCUGGAUCCACCUGAUCUCAAAAUCAGCCAGUAUGCUUUAGUUUGCGGUAAAAGGUUGGAGCAAAUUUCUCAUAAAGGAGCUGCUAGAAGUUUAAGAAAACCAAAUGUAGAAGAAAUAGAGCAAUCCAGGGUGCAAAUCUUCCGACCCUCAAUGUUUGGCAACAGUCUGGAAGAAGUGAUGUCUCUUCAGAGGAAAAGAUAUCCCACAUAUCGUUUACCUUGGGUCCAGACAACAUUAUCUGAAGCAGUGUUGCAGCUAAAUGGAGCCCAAACUGAAGGAAUAUUUAGGGUUCCUGGCGAUGUGGAUGAAAUUAACUCCAUGAAGAUGAGAAUUGACCAAUGGGAAGUAAUGGAGUGUGAUGAUCCUCACGUUCCAGCAUCCUUACUCAAACAGUGGUACAGAGAAUUGUUUGAGCCGCUCAUUCCAGCUGAGUACUAUGAAGAAUGUAUUACCUUUUGCAAUGAUUCUGAAGCUUCAAUUCAGAUUGUUAAAAAUUUGCCCGAGCUGAAUAGAUUAGUUUUCUCGUAUCUUAUUCGGUUCCUACAAGUAUUUGCAGCUGAAGAAAAUUGUGCAGUAACAAAAAUGGAUGCAAAAAAUUUGGCUAUGGUGAUGGCUCCAAACUGUUUACGCUGCACAGCAGAAGAUCCCACCAUCAUCUUUGAGAAUACUCGCAAAGAAAUGGCUUUCAUUCAAACUCUUAUCCAACAUCUGAAUACAGGCUAUAUGGAAGGCAUCAUCUAAAUAUAUGUUAGUUGUUCACACUGUUUGUGGUCAUCUGUUUAAGAUGCCAAUUAGGUGCUUGAAAAAGACUCAAACCAUCUUAACAAUUAGAUUUCAACUUCUUAACAUCAAUUUUAAAUGCUGAGAUAUUUAUUGUAUUCUCAUAAAAAGGUAACUUUUCUUCCUUUUAGUGAUAGGGAUUUGAAUAAUUGAUUAAUAUAUAACUGGCUACCUGUGUGCCAUGCAUAAAAAUCAUAGAAAAUGUGUCAUUCCACAAAAUAAUAUUUUAAUACUACAGCUAAAAUCAAAAACUGCACCUAUUUCAAUCCUUUUCAUGUAGACUUUUUGUUUUCAAGCUCUCUAUGUGUCUUAAAUUCUUAUUUGUUAGUAGGGAAAUGUGGGGCAAAGUGAAAUAGUUUUUAUAACUUAUUUUUUUCAAAAUGAACAAAUUGCAAAUUUGCUUUGAAAAUUAUGGUACAUAAAGAAUGAAUAUUGUAAUUUACAAUAAAACUUCAUUUUUAACUUUUGCCACAAAAUUUGUACCUUCAAAAAAAAGUGGAAAAAUUUCACUCUUUUUUUUUUAGCCUACUUUCCCAGUAAAAGUCAGAAAAAGAAGAAAAAAACAUGAAAGAAGGCUUUAUGCAUCUUAAAAAUAUCGCGAAAAACAAAAAAAAAUGACAAAAAUAAACAAAAUAAUUAAAUAAAUAUCGAAAAAUUAAAAAUUGGAAAGUAGGGUAUUGAGAUGGGGGAAAAUGUGUCUGUCUGUCCCCCCCCCCCCCUAAUAACUUUUGAAUGAAUAGUCCGAUUUGAACAAACCUUUUUUUGUUCAAAAGAUCUCGGCAAGGACACCUCAUUCCCAUAUUUCACUUUUUGAUUUGAACUAUUUUUUGUUCAAUUUUGAACAGUUCAAAAAAAACUUAACAUUAGCGCCUACAGGGAAA
Messenger RNA from Uloborus diversus, 4346 nucleotides. RefSeq lists its product as uncharacterized. Gene Ontology annotation, molecular function: GTPase activator activity; protein binding. NCBI's taxonomy places the organism in Eukaryota, Metazoa, Arthropoda, Arachnida, Araneae, Uloboridae. The record is from RefSeq and is a predicted model, not a curated record. Gene Ontology annotation, cellular component: cytoskeleton; cytoplasm. Bases 1 to 3426 code for a protein of 1141 amino acids. The transcript has 18 exons. Gene Ontology annotation, biological process: signal transduction.